Molecule: messenger RNA, 1603 nt
Organism: Sorghum bicolor (sorghum)
Lineage: Eukaryota; Viridiplantae; Streptophyta; Magnoliopsida; Poales; Poaceae
Product: lipid phosphate phosphatase 2
Exons: 9
Coding region: 367-1326 (319 amino acids)
Biological process (GO): phospholipid metabolic process
Molecular function (GO): phosphatidate phosphatase activity
Source: RefSeq, a predicted model, not a curated record
AUUAGCUAUUUUUUCAACCGGUGGCGCCGCCGGUGACGAACGGGGCUCAUUAUCUCAUCUGGCCCUUCGUCAACCUGCGCACAACGGAGGGAAACUCCUCCCAGACGUGACUUUUCUGGGGCUGGCGUGCGCGGACGGGUUCCUCCAUGGCGUGCACUGGCAUAGUAUUAGUAGUCAUUGCAAAGCCAAGAGGAGACUCGAACAGAGAAGGGGGAAGGACCGAAGGAGAGACGCAGGAAGAAGCAAGGAUUGCCAUACGCUGACUGCACUGCAGCCGCGCUGCGCUGCGAGAGAAGAGGGCGGGGGGAGCACGUGGAGGAGCCAAAGGGGGUGAUUCCCUUGCUGGGCUAAAGGACUCAAGAGGCAAUGCCAGCACCAGCACCAUCGAUUAGUCUGGGAGCUCCAACUCCCUAUAUAACAUCUCAUGGAUCCAAAGUUGCACGCCUACACAUGUAUGACUGGAUUGUGCUAGUUCUGCUAGCUGUAUUGGAUGGAGUUCUCAAUAUAAUAGAACCAUUCCAUCGGUUUGUCGGAUCAGAAAUGAUGACAGACCUCAGAUACCCCAUGAAGGACAACACAGUGCCAUUUUGGGCUGUGCCGAUAGUUGGUAUCAUUGGGCCUAUCAUUAUUAUGACAGUGAUAUACUUUAAGAAGAGAAAUGUAUAUGAUCUGCAUCAUGGAAUACUAGGUCUCUUGUUUUCAGUGCUUAUCACUGCUGUUUUAACUGAUGCGAUCAAGGAUGGUGUUGGGCGACCGCGUCCAGAUUUCUUCUGGCGUUGCUUCCCUGAUGGAAUACCUGAUUAUAAUAACUUUACUACAGGCGCCAUAUGCCAUGGCGAGGCGAGUGUUAUUAAAGAAGGUCACAAGAGCUUUCCAAGUGGUCAUAGUUCAUGGUCUUUUGCUGGCCUUGGCUUCCUUUCAUGGUAUCUGGCUGGUAAAAUCAAAGUAUUCGAUCGUAAAGGGCAUGUUGCAAAACUCUGCAUUGUCCUUUCCCCUCUGCUUCUUGCAGCCUUAGUGGCAGUUUCUCGAGUUGAUGACUAUUGGCAUCACUGGCAAGAUGUAUGUACUGGUGGAUUACUUGGGUUGACAGUCGCUUCCAUUUGCUACCUGCAGUUUUUUCCACUACCAUCUGAUGAAAAUGGAUUGUGGCCUCACGCGUAUUUCCGACACAUUGGUGAGCCAGAGGGUGACAACCAAGUGCAACCCACGUACAUGAGCCGUCGCAGCUCGAUUCAUAACGGUUCCUUUCACAGUCCUGAUGCAGUGGAAAUGAGGAGCACGAGCCGAGCACUGGAUUCCAUGGAAGCUGGUGGGAGAGUCCAAUGAUGGAAUAAUAACACCAAGGGCCACAGACCAUUGUAAAUUUUGUAAUAUAACCUUCUAGUGCUUAGUAUAGCAAAGAUUUUGUUCGAUUCCUUAUUAUGUAACUUCCAAAGCAUAGAAUAUAAAGCACAUGUCUCUGGUGAGAAUUCUUGGCUAGAUUCCAUCUCCUUUUGGAACAUAUAUUUGAUAUAUGACGUCGAUGCGUCAUGAGACACAACACAAAGAAGCAUGAGCUUAUAUGUACUAUUUUGGAGGAUCUUAAAAUGCGGUUCCUUUAGCA